This is a messenger RNA of Lagopus muta (rock ptarmigan), 2369 nucleotides long. It is a transcript of the gene KIFBP, whose product is annotated as kinesin family binding protein. Gene Ontology annotation, molecular function: protein binding. The coding region runs from base 35 to 1822 and encodes 595 amino acids. The transcript has 7 exons. NCBI's taxonomy places the organism in Eukaryota, Metazoa, Chordata, Aves, Galliformes, Phasianidae. The record is from RefSeq and is a predicted model, not a curated record.
ACGUGACGCGGGGCGGGCGAGCGGCGGCGACAAGAUGGCGGCGGCGGCGGGCAGCGGGUGGGCCGCGGCGUGCGAGAAGUUCCGCAGCGCUAGGACGCUGUCGGCCGUGGAGUCGCGCAAGGACCCGGAGACGGAACCCUACCGAUCCAAGUACAGCGCCCGCGCGUUGCUGCAGGAGGUGAAGCAGCAGCUGAGCGCCGCCGAGGAUUGCUGCGAGGCGCGGCUGCUGGCCGUGCGGCGGGCCGUGCUGGAGUACGAGCUGGGCGUCAACCACACCGACACGGAGGAGCUGUCGGCCGGCGAGGAGCACCUGCAGCGCUGCACGCAGCUGCUCGAGCCGCACCGCCUGUCCCGGGACUGCGUCUCGCUCUACAUCCAGGCCCAGAACAAUCUAGGUAUCCUGUGGUCCGAAAGGGGUGAAAUUAAAACCGCACAGACUUACUUGGAAUCUGCAGAAGCCUUGUAUAAUCAGUACAUGAAAGAGGAUGGAAAUCCUCCUCUGGAUCCCAGUGAACACUUCAUGGCAGAAGAAGAAAAGCUCACAGACCAAGAAAGAUCAAAAAGGUUUGAAAAAGCCUAUACACAUACAUUGUAUUAUCUGGCACAAGUCUACCAGCACCUGGAGAUGAUUGAGAAGGCUGCUCAGUAUUGCCAUACUACUCUUAAACGGCAGCUUGAGUACUGCGGCUACUACCCGGUAGAAUGGGCACUUAAUGCUGCUACCUUGUCACAGUACUAUCUCUCUAAGCAAUGCUUCAUGGAGUCACGGCAUUGUUUAGCAGCAGCCAGUGUCAUCUUCAGCCAGGCUGGACAGGUGCCAUCUACUGAAGACAAUGAAACAGAGCAAGACCAGCAGGACCUUAGACAGAGAAAAGCUGAAAUUGCAAGGUGCUGGAUUAAGUAUUGCUUGAAUCUUCUGCAGAGUGCUCGGAAAUUACUUGAGGAUAACAUAGGAGAGCUGGAUCCAGACAGGCAAUUGGAACUUAAAGCCCAAAGGAAGAAAGAGGAAGAUGAAAAAGAGAAUGGCAUGAAAAAGGCUGUGCUUUUUGGGACGAGUGAUAUAUGUGACUCUGUGUUAGCCAUGGAAGAGAAAGUAAGCAGUGUAUAUCCUUUAGAUUUUCAGGAAGCCAGAGAAAUCUUCCUAGUGGGUCAGAACUAUGUUCAGGAGGCAAAGGAGUUUUUUCAGGUUGAUGGUUAUGUUACUGACCAUAUUGAAAUUGUUCAGGAUCACAGUGCUUUGUUUAAGGUGCUUGCUUUCUUUGAAGAAGACUAUGAGAGACGUUGCAAAAUGCACAAGCGUAGAAUAGACAUGUUGGAGCCUAUAUAUGCAGACUUGAACCCACAGUAUUACCUGUUGAUUAGUAGGCAGCUUCAGUUUGAACUAGCAGAUACCUAUUACGAGAUGAUGGAUUUGAAGGUAGCUAUUGGUAACAGGUUGGAAGAACUAGACUCGCACACAAUAAAAAAAAUUAACUCUCUGGCUCAGUUAGCCAUCAAAUAUUAUGAACUCUUCUUAGAUUCUUUGAGGAACCCAGAUAAGGUGUUUCCUGAGGAGCUCGAGGAAGAUGUUCUUCGCCCUGCAAUGGUGGCUAAAUUUCAUAUUGCACGACUGUAUGGUAAACUUAUUACUUCAGAUAGCAAAAAGCAGCUGGAAAAUAUGCAGACGUCGUUAGAGUAUUACAUGUUUCUGGUAGACUAUUGUGAGAAGCACCCAGAUGCUGUCCGUGCUGUUGAAACUGAGCUAGAACUCAGUAAGGAGAUGGUGGGUCUUCUUCCAACAAGAAUAGAGAGGCUAAGAGCAAAACUGUGUCCAUACAUAUAAAUGUUUGCCUUGAAGGAAAUGUGUGCUAUUAAAAUGAUACCUGUCAAAAUCAGCUUCUGGGCUGAUUAAUAGAACUUAAGUGGCUACAGUUUGGCCAUCCAGCUAGAACCUGCAGUAAUACAACCUUCUGGGAAAAAAAGAGCUCUCCGACUUAGUAGCUCACCACACUAAUGCUGUAAACCUUAAAUGUUAAGUGAACGUCCAGCUGAUGCUUUGUAUUGCUUGUAUGUACAUAAAUAUAAACCUUUUCUCCUUUUUGUUUUUUCCUUUCACUUGGGAUCUAAGUGUAGUGCUGUACAAAAAUGGUUUCUUCUGAGACUCUAUUGCUCUGGGAAAAUUUUUCUAAGAAACUUAAGGCAUGUUCUUCCACCUAGAAAAUGAGAAAAUAUUUUCUCUCUUCCGACCUUUGUCCCCAGAAAACCCUAUGCACAUGAAGGGAAUUUUAUUUUCUAUAUUUAUUUUGUGAUGCUUGAUGUUUGUUUUUUCUUUCCCUGUUAAUUUAGAUGUAACUGAUAGAGGUUCAAUAAAUGAGUAGCUCGGCUAAAUA